This is a messenger RNA of Enhydra lutris kenyoni (northern sea otter), 4671 nucleotides long. Its product is annotated as SRC kinase signaling inhibitor 1. NCBI's taxonomy places the organism in Eukaryota, Metazoa, Chordata, Mammalia, Carnivora, Mustelidae. Gene Ontology annotation, biological process: regulation of dendritic spine morphogenesis. The record is from RefSeq and is a predicted model, not a curated record. The transcript has 24 exons. Gene Ontology annotation, cellular component: cytoplasm; actin cytoskeleton; postsynaptic density. The coding region runs from base 1 to 4671 and encodes 1556 amino acids.
AUGCAGCCCUGGCAGUGCCUCCGGCGCUUUGCCCUGGCCUGGUGGGAGAGGACCGCUGAGGGCAGCGCCCGAUCUCCUAGGGAGGAGGCUGGAUCGAGGGACCCCGGGGGCCGAGGGGAGCCAGGGCUCCAGCGUGCAGCGGGAGGGAAGGCUCCAGGACUCUGUUCCCUCUGUUUAAAGUCUCCAGAUCCGGAGCGGAGCAGCCCCCCCAUGCUGUCUGCGGACGAUGCCGAGUACCCGCGGGAGUACCGGACCCUGGGGGGCGGGAGCGGCGCGGGCGGCGGGGGCCGGCGCUUCUCCAACGUAGGGCUGGUGCACACGUCGGAGCGACGGCACACGGUGAUCGCAGCCCAGAGCCUGGAGGCGCUCAGCGGCCUCCAGAAGGCGGAUGCCGACCGCAAGCGCGAUGCCUUCAUGGACCACCUGAAGAACAAGUACCCGCAGCACGCCCUGGCCCUGCGGGGUCAGCCCGACAGGAUGCGCGAGCAGGUUGGCGGCUGGACCGUGGACCCCGUGUGCCUCCUCAGCUCCCUCUGCUCCCACCUCCAUGGCGACUCCGCCCCCUCCGGGGCUGGCCAGCCGGCCCAGCAGCCAAACUACUGGAGUUUCAAGACCCGCAGCUCGCGCCACACUCAGGGAGCCCAGCCCGGGCUGGCAGACCAGGCAGCCAAGCUGUCAUACGCCUCGGCUGAGUCGCUGGAGACCAUGUCGGAGGCGGAGCUGCCCCUGGGCUUCAGUAGGAUGAACCGCUUCCGACAGAGCCUGCCCCUCUCCCGCUCCGCCAGCCAGACCAAGCUGCGCUCGCCAGGGGUGCUGUUCCUGCAGUUCGGGGAGGAGACUCGGCGCGUGCACAUCACGCACGAGGUCAGCAGCCUGGACACGCUGCACGCGCUCAUCGCGCACAUGUUCCCGCAGAAGCUCACCAUGGGCAUGCUCAAGUCGCCCAACACCGCCAUCCUCAUCAAAGACGAGGCUCGCAACGUCUUCUACGAGCUGGAGGACGUCCGGGACAUCCAGGACCGAAGUAUUAUCAAGAUCUAUAGGAAGGAGCCUCUUUACGCCGCUUUCCCUGGCUCACACCUUACCAACGGGGACCUCCGGAGAGAGAUGGUGUAUGCUUCAAGAGAGUCAUCGCCCACACGGCGUCUCAACAACCUGUCGCCGGCGCCGCACAUGGCGUCCAGCUCUCCGCCCCCGGGCCUGCCGUCCGGGCUGCCGUCGGGGCUGCCGUCGGGGCUGCCGUCGGGGCUCCCGUCCGGGCUGCCGUCGGGGCUGCCGUCGGGGCUCCCGUCGGGGCUGCAGUCGGGCUCGCCGUCGCGCUCGCGCCUCUCCUACGCCGGGGGGCGCCCGCCCUCCUACGCUGGCAGUCCGGUGCACCACGCUGCCGAGCGGCUGGGGGGUGCCCCAGCCUCCCAGGGCGUCAGCCCCAGCCCCAGCGCCAUCCUGGAGCGGCGCGAUGUGAAGCCCGACGAGGACCUGGCAGGCAAGGCGGGCGGCAUGGUGCUGGUAAAGGGCGAGGGCCUCUACGCCGACCCCUACGGGUUGCUCCACGAGGGCCGUCUGAGCCUGGCCGCGGCUGCCGGUGACCCGUUCGCCUACCCGGGGGCCAGCGGACUCUACAAGCGCGGCUCGGUGCGCUCGCUCAGCACCUAUUCGGCUGCCGCGCUGCAGUCCGACCUGGAGGACUCGCUGUACAAGGCGGCGGGCGGUGGUCCGCUCUACGGAGACGGCUAUGGCUUCCGCCUGCCGCCCUCGUCGCCACAGAAGCUGGCCGAUGUGGCGGCACCCCCCGGAGGCCCCCAGCCUCCACACAGCCCCUACUCCGGGCCGCCCAGCCGCGGCUCGCCAGUGCGCCAGUCUUUCCGCAAAGACUCGGGCUCCUCGUCGGUCUUUGCAGAGAGCCCCGGAGGCAAGACACGCAGCACCGGGGGCUCCUCGACAGCCGGAGCUCCCCCUCCAGAGCUCUUCCCUGGGCCUGGGGAGCGCCCGCUGGUUGGGUUUGGGCCGCCGGUGCCAGCCAAGGACACGGAGACCAGGGAGCGCAUGGAGGCCAUGGAGAAGCAGAUUGCCAGUCUCACGGGCCUGGUACAGAGCGCCCUACUACGAGGCUCGGAGCCUGAGACCCCUAGUGAGAAGAUUGAAGGCUCCAAUGGAGCAGGCACCCCCUCAGCACCCUGCGGGUCCGGCAGCCGGAGCAGCGGGGCCACCCCAGUGUCCGGCGCUCCCCCGCCCUCAGCCGGCAGCACUCCUGCGGGGCAGCCCACGGCCAUUAGCCGUUUGCAGAUGCAGCUGCACUUGCGUGGCCUGCAGAACAGCACCAGUGACCUGCGUAGCCAACUUCAGCAAUUGCGAAAGCUCCAGCUACAAAACCUGGAGUCGCUGCGCGCGCUGCUGAAGGGCACGGAGGCGGAGCUGAGCAUGCGCGUGUCGGAGGCGGCGCGGCGGCAGGAGGACCCGCUGCAGCGGCAGCGCACCCUGGUGGAGGAAGAGCGGCUGCGCUAUCUCAACGACGAGGAGCUCAUUACCCAGCAGCUCAAUGACCUGGAGAAAUCAGUGGAGAAGAUCCAGCGGGAUGUAUCCCACAACCACCGGCUGGUGCCGGGCCCAGAGCUGGAGGAGAAGGCACUGGUACUGAAGCAGCUCGGGGAGACGCUGACCGAGCUCAAGGCUCACUUCCCAGGCCUGCAGAGCAAGAUGCGGGUGGUGCUGCGUGUGGAGGUGGAGGCCGUGAAGUUCCUGAAGGAGGAGCCACAGCGCCUGGACGGGCUUCUCAAGCGCUGUCGUGGGGUCACGGACAUGCUGGCCCAGAUCCGCAGGCAAGUGGACGAGGGUGUGUGGCCACCCCCCAACAGUCUCCUGAAUCAGUCCCCCAAGAAGGUGACCGCUGAGGCGGACUUCAACAAGAGCUUGGACUUCGAAAUGCCACCCCCCAGUCCUCCACUGAACCUCCACGAGCUGAGUGGGCCAGCCGAGGGAGCCCCUCCUACACCCAAGGGGGGCAACCCCACCAAAAGCUUGGAUGCUGCUGGCAAGAGAAGUGUGGACAAGGCUGUGUCUGUUGAGGCUGCGGAGCGGGACUGGGAGGAGAAGCGGGCCGCCCUGACCCAGUACAGCGCCAAGGACAUCAACCGGCUGCUGGAGGAGACCCAGGCAGAGCUGCUGAAGGCCAUCCCUGACCUGGACUGUGCGAGCAAGGCCCACCCAGGCCUGGCCCCCACCCCUGACCACAAGCCCCCCAAGGUCCCCCACGGCCAAAAGGCAGCCCCUCGGACGGAGCCCAGUGGAAGGAGGGGCUCAGAUGAGCUGACAGUGCCUCGGUACCGCACGGAGAAGCCCUCCAAGUCGCCCCCGCCGCCCCCGCCCCGCCGGAGCUUCCCUUCCUCCCACGGCCUCACCACCACCCGCACGGGAGAGGUGGUGGUCACCAGCAAAAAGGACUCAGCCUUCAUCAAGAAGGCGGAGUCCGAGGAGCUGGAGGUGCAGAAGCCCCAGGUGAAGCUGCGCCGAACCGUGUCCGAGGUGGCCCGCCCCGCCUCCACGCCGCCCAUCAUGGCCUCUGCCAUCAAAGAUGAGGACGAUGAGGACCGUAUCAUCGCGGAGCUAGAGGUGUUUGAGAGAAGCUCAGUGUCUUCCCUCCCCCCCACGCCCCGCCGCCAGCCGAUCCCCACCUUGCUGGCACCCCAGGACCUGGGGCCCCCUGGGGGCUCAGCCCAGGGCCCCACAUGGAAGGCUGCCCCAAGCCCCAGGGCCUUUUGUAUCCCCCGGAUCAUCUUGACAGAGUGUACCCCAAACCCUCCCUCCCCACCAGAGGCCAGGCCUGAGGAAGCUGGUCCCAGGACAACUCCCACCCCGCACCCCCGGACCCUGGCUGGCAGCGGGAGAGGCUGCGAUGGUGCCCAGGCCCUGCCAGAGGUUGUGGCCAAAGCUUCCCAGCCCAGGAGCCCCUUGCCACCUGAGAAGGAAGGGACAGUUCUGAAGAGAUGGGGGAUAGAGAGCUGCAGCCCAGUGGAAGGAGGAGCUGGGGCUCCCUGCCCUUGGGGACCAGCCCUUGACGGGACUCAGGAGCUCUCUACUGCUGACACCCAGCCUGAGAAGACCCCCAAGGACACCAGACAGGAUGCCCAAGCCGGCAGUGGGGAGCCCAGGGGCCAGCCUGCUGCAGGUCCAGGCUGCACAGUGAGAGGCGCCCCCACCCAGCGGAUGGACAGCCUGGAGGAGACUCUCCGGGAGCUAGAAGCCGCCCUGAGCCAGAUGGGCACUGCCCUCGCCGUGGGGCCCCCCGGCAGCCCCCCACCCCUGCCACCCGGUCCCCAGAGCGGUGGUGGCAGCGUGCCGCCCAUGAAGGUGGUGACUCCGGGGGCCUCUCGGCUGAAGGCAGUGCAGGGCCAGGCGGGCAGCCCAGACAAGGGCAAGCACGGCAAGCAGAGGGCGGAGUACAUGAGGAUCCAGGCUCAGCAGCAGGAGCAGCUGGAAGCUGGGAGAACCCUUGUAGAGGAUGCAGUCGGGCUUCCUGCCUUGGGCCAGAGGCUGGAUGCAGCCACUAAACCAUCUAAAGAGAUGAGCGGGUCAAAUGAGACCUCAAGCCCAGUCUCAGAAAAGCCCUCGGCUUCCAGAACCUCUAUCCCUGUAUUGACUUCCUUUGGGGCGAGGAAUUCUUCCAUCUCCUUCUAG